AUGGUCAAUCUACAAGAACCGAAGAUGAAGAUACAAAUCUAUAACUGUAAUCUUAGAGUUAAAGAAUUAUUAGAUUUAAUUAGGUAUGCCGCUAUUAAUGCAGGCGAUUCAGAGAAUGAAAAUGAUGAAUCUGAUGUUGCCGUUUCAAUCGAAGCAUUAGAAGCUAGUAAUAUACGAACCUAUGAGAAAGCUCUUCGUGCACAACAAAGAGAGAACUACUUGGAGGCACAACAGUUCUAUCAUGAUGUUUUGAAUUCACCGUUGCUCUCGAAUACAUCGGAACAACAGUCGUCGACAAGCACAACGAUGUCAGUGUUAAAGUACUCGACACUGAAGAAUCUUGCUACCAUCAGCGAGUUGGUCGAUGAUCGUGAGCGAGCACUCAACUUUUUCACGCGGGCAAUCGAUAUUGAUGCGAGUGACCUGUUGGUAUGGUACCAUAUCGGUCGGCUGGCAGGUGAGCUACAACGAUGGAAUGUUUCACGUCUUGCAUUCGAACGAGCGUUGCAACUGUCACCCACUCAUUGGAUGUCACUCGAACGCUUGGCAGAGUUACUCUAUAUCAUCGGUGAUAACCAAGCUGCCACUGUCAUCGUUAAACAAGCCAGACAAAUAGAUUCAUCACACUCUAGAAUAUUAUUAUUAGAACAACUAUUAUCAUUUGAAAAAGAACAACAACAACAACAAACUAAUAAUAAUAAUAACAAUAAUAGUUCUAUAAGAAAUGCAAUAGUAAAUAAUGAGAUGGCAAUGGGUUAUUUAAGAAAGUUAGUUGCUAAACGUGAGAAAACAAUUCAAAACAAUAGUAAAGACAAAGAUACAGCAAAUAGUAGUAGUGAAAAAGUAAAAGUAAUAGCAGAUAGUAGUAAUAAUAAUGAAGAAAUUAAAGAUAGUAAUAGUAAUGAGGAUCAGAAAACAAAACAAUUUCAACUUUAUAAACCAUUAGAAAUAUUAAUAGAUUCAAAGACAACAACAACAACAACUACUGCUAAUGCUACAGCUACAAAUGUUCAACAACAACAACAACAAUCAGAACAACUAUUAACAGGUAGUAAUGAUGUUAUUAUGAGUGUAGAACAACAAGUUGAUAAAGAAAAAGAAAAGGAGAAUGAACCUGAAAAAGAGGAGAAGGAUAGUGUAAAGGAGAAAGAUAAGGAAAGUGAAAAAGAGAAAGAUAAAGAUAUAACAAUGACAGAUAGUUCAAAUAGUAUUGUAAAUAACCCGACAAGUACAAUUGUAAUAGUAGAUAGUAGUCCUGCACCUUCUAAUUCAAAUAGUUUGAAUAGUAGUAGUAGUGGUAUAGUUACUGCUGCUGCGGCUGCUUCUGUUGGUUCUACGACAACACAGUUGGUUGCAAAGAGAAGAGCAACAAGAGGUGCCGUCGGUAAUAAAUACGAUGACAAAUCACAAGAGGUAGUAGAUUUCGGUGAGAAGACGUUGAAGACAACUAAAUUGCUGUCACCGAACGUUAUGAACAGUUUGAAUUUCAUGAAUGUAGAUUCUUCUUUGACUUCAGAGGAUGCUGUUGGUGUUGAUGGUUCACAACAACAAAAGUCACCAAAACAACAACAACAACAGCUACAACAUCAGUUGCUACAGGAACGAUUACUUCAUCAACAAUCUGCACAGGUCGACGUCGAAACCAGUCAGAGUUUCGAGAAGAAUAUGGUCUACCAAUUCAUUAGCAACGUUAACCACUCUGACUUUAAAUACACCAUUAUCGAUUGGUUCAUAUCGUAUCUAAACAAAAUAACGAUGUCACAUCAACAGAUAGAUCAAACACUGAUAGCCAAACUCAUAAACAUGUCAAACAUCAUCAACAAAUACAAUUCAAACUUUCAAAAGUAUAUAUUGUUCUUUGCUGAACUAUCAUUCGAUUAUCUAUUCUCAAAGUUAGAACAAUCAAAUGAUAAUAAUAAUAACAAUAAUAAUAGUAAUAAUAGUAAUAAUAAUAAUAUUAUACAACAACAAAUAACAAAAAGACAAAAGAAAGAAGAUGGUUAUUAUAGUAGUUAUAGUAAUGAUAUUGCAAUACAAUCGUUGGAUCUAUCAUAUAUGAUGCAAUUGUUGAAUAGUAAUCGUGAGCAAUUCAAUGAAGAUACCUAUUAUUGUAUUAGGUAUUAUUGGUUGCUUGCACGUUACACCAAGUAUCUUGGUGAUAUCAACUUGGCGAGUGUUUAUUUCGGUAAUUGUGAUGAACGAUUCCAACAGUGGAUUCAACACAACCCGUCGGCACUGAUCAUUCUGCAGCAUUGUAAACACGACCGAUACAUAUCGAAAUCGGCGUUGUCCGAGCGCAUCGAGACACUUCAAGACCAACAGGAAAAGAAUCGUGCCUCUCAACUCUAUGCAACCGGUGAAUUCACCAAAGUCAUCAGCAUACUGGAUCCUCUGUUCCCUGAUGCCUUCUGUCUGUUUGACCCUACCGCCAGCACACCAGCCACCACCACCACCACCGACUUUAAAUCACGUGAGAUCAUCGACACCAACACACGAUCGAAACUCAACAUGAUUGAAUACCUCUUACAAUCCUAUCUAAACACAUCAAACAUCAAAGGUGUAUUUAAAAUGUCAAUCUUUUUAAUGAAAGAAUUAACUUUAAAUUAUAAUGAUAAUAUUGCAAAUUCUACUUUAGAAACUUUAAACCAAGUAUUUUCACAUUUAAACAUGAAACCAGAACCAUUAGAAGAACCUUUAACUACUUUAUCUUCUAUCUUAACAAAACAAUUAUAUAGACAUUUUAAAAAGAAUAUGUUAUAUGAUUGGUUAAAUCUAUUUAUAAAAGUAUAUCAAUUCGAUUUGAAUACAGAGUUAACGUUGUCGAAUAAAUUGGCAUUACUCUCUGGAUAUCAUGCUGAACUUGCUAAGAAGAAACAAUGUAGAUCCAAUGAUAGAUUCUUAUUAGAUUACUUGGAGUUAUCGUUUAAAUUCAUUAUCAACCCUGACAUUGAAAUCAAUCCUGCUGACUUUAACGAAAUCAGACCUGAACUUGCUAUUCUAAAGAUAUUCACUGAUCUAUCUCAAUGUUUUUAUUGUUUAUAUUCUAUUAAAUUAACUAAUAAUGUUGAAGAUCAUCAAUGUCAAUCAUUGGCAAUGGAAUUGGAUUCACCGAAUCUCUAUGUACAGAUCUAUUAUAUGCUAAAGAUAAUUGCUGGUGAGGAAGAGGAAAUAAAUCUACCGUUGAACGGUCAAGUCAAUCAGGCAAUCAGUUUGUUACAAUCGAUCGCCACAAAGAAGGAGUUCAAGGAUCUGGUGGAGAGAUUGUACAACAAGUUCCCGGAACCACCAGAGCGUGUCACUCGAUAUCGCGCCACCAUCAAUCAAUACUUUGAUGGUGAAUCCGAUGAGAUUGUCGAGUUUCCCGAGUCAGUGUCACCGCCACGCGUCAACUUUGAAAUUCAGCUUUUCAACAACGACAAACAGCUCUCGCUGCAAGAUCCAUUGUUUGACGACAUCUACACCGAUAUCUACUAUAUGUAUGCAUCUACACUGCCAAACGACAAACAUCUCCACCUGAAAGAAGAGUUGCUAAAGAAAGAUCUCUAUUCGAAUCCCAAUCGUAUUCUUUCGUGGACGUUACUUUCCAAGAGUUUCCAAAGUGAAGUGACAACGAUCACCGCUGAGAAAGGUUGUUUGUCUCACAACACACCGGCAAUCCAACAAGAAAUAUGGAAACUCUACGCCAAACUCAGACUCAUUUACAAACACCUAGCACUACUCACACCCAAAGAAGAGAUCUACAGAUAUCUCGGACUACUUCUCUACGAACAACAUUACUUUGCUUCACCAGAGUUUGCCAGUGAUCCAACCAACCUAAAUUCACUGUUUAAAGAGGCAUUAAAAUACUUUGAACAAUCAGAGAAAUUAGCAACCAAUGAUCUUUGGUACUAUCCUUUAUAUUAUGGAAAGAUAUCAUUUAAGGUUGGUGAUGCACCUGAAGUUUACUUUGAUUAUCUUUGGAAUGCUGUACAACUACUUCCUCCUUUGACAAAGAAGAAUCCACCAAUCGAUCCAUUGUAUAGAUUGCAUACCAGUAGAUUAAAGUUGUUAUUACCAUACUCUUCGAGUUCACUUAAUGAUACACUAUUAACAUUGUUAGAGAAAUAUAAUUUUACACCACCAACUACAGCUACAACUACAACCCCUGCAACUUCAACCACUACAAAUACAACCAAUAACAUUAAUAAUAAUAAUAGUGAAGAUAAAGAAAACAAUGGUACUGAUGUAAACAUGCUUGAUUUAUCACAGGAUAGUAAUCUUGAAACAGAGGGAGUGGUCGUUGUUACACCACCUUUAUCUUUGGAGGCGAGAAGGGAGAACCUUAUUGAUAAUUCACUGGCAGCUCUGAAUUGUUGUAAAUCUUUGGUUUCGUAUCAUCACCAGUCAUCCUAUCGUGUUGCAUGGACAAUUAGAUACCAAACAACUAAAGAAGAUUACAUGGCCAAUAGCUUGAAGGAAUUCAUCAGGUUGAUGAAACCAAAGUUAUCUAGGCUGUCACGUGCUGCCGUUUGGAAUCUGUGGAAUGAAGGUUAUCUUGGUGACGGUAAACUCGAUCGAUACUUUAAGAAAUACUAUCGAUUCUUUAUCCAAUUGCUAGAGGAGAACGGUGACUAUACCAACCUAGACGUUGUCCACGCCAAGCUGAAACAAGAAGACAAGUUCAAGAACGAAGCUAUUCUUUGUUAUAGUGCAUGUUGUCGAGUUUUACAAAUCCAGUUCAUAGAUCAACAAAAACAUAAACAACAACAGCAACAACAACAGCAAAAACCAAUAUCAUCGCAACAACAACAACAAACACAACAACCAAUCAAUUUAGUUGUGUCACCACCAACUUCACCAAGUUCUCCAACUUCUGCAACUUCUUCUACUCAGACACAGUCUACAACAACAACAACUACUACUUCUACUGAAGGUAACAACCCAACAGUUGGAUCUCCAUCUUCUACACAACAACAAUCGACAACAACUUUGUCAUCUACAAUCAGUCCUGAAGAAGCUAAACUUAACAAACUACUCCAAAGUCUUUGGGAAAUGUAUACUGAUAUCACUCUGUAUCCCGACCACAAAGAUCAACUCUAUGAUUUAAUGAGAAAAUCCUAUCAAUUGGUUGCCCCACAUUCCUUAUCACCUCAAGAUAAUAUUUCUGAUGAAAAGAUUGUAGAGUUUUAUGAAAAGAAAUUCUCAUUAAAAGAUAAAAGAAAGAAAAAAUAA
Molecule: messenger RNA, 5211 nt
Organism: Heterostelium album PN500
Lineage: Eukaryota; Evosea; Eumycetozoa; Acytosteliales; Acytosteliaceae
Product: tetratricopeptide repeat protein
Exons: 9
Coding region: 1-5211 (1736 amino acids)
Biological process (GO): chromatin organization
Cellular component (GO): nucleus
Molecular function (GO): protein binding; nucleosome binding
Source: RefSeq, a predicted model, not a curated record